AUGGAUUCGUACAAUAUCACAGGUGUGACAUUGGCAAAGACCCCACCAGUGACCACACAUCAGUGGCUUCAGCUUGGUGACGAUGAUCCUAUGUUCUUGGGCGCUAAAGCGCUUCAGGAACGUUACCGACUGGACACAAACUGCUACAAGAAUAACGUUCGAUUAGCAGCCGGAUAUCGCCAUAUGCCUGUGGUCCUACUGCAAAAUCCAUACAAGAAUCACGAUAAAGACUUUCAGGACAUAUUUACACCAGACUCCGCCUUAACAUGGACUCGAAAUAUCCUCGAAGAAAUCGGCCUAGAUAUCGAACAUGACGUUCCCGUCUUCGAUAUAUGCCCAAUGAUCAGCGAUGACUGGGCCCGGAUGAAAGCCCGGACUGGACAAUUGAGUGAAUUGCGGCAGGCGAUAAAGGACGCGUACGACUUGACUGCGCAAUACCUGGAGGCUCUACAGCCUUCUACCGUGGUUGUUCUACAGUGUGCAACUAAUCCUUGUUCGGUAAAGAAGCACGCCGUUCUCAGUAGCGUGGAACAUCCAGUUGCUCAGGUCUUUUGCUCUUCCAUGGCGGAGGCAAUGCAGAAAAGAUCGCGAAUAGUGCGAUUCAUGCAACGUGAGGUCCGUCUAGUGCCGGGGUUUCACCCCAGCAGAAUCACGCAUGAGACGGAUCCCGCUACGAAAAGGCUACUUGCCGCCACACUUCGUGACAUAUUAUCUGCUGUCUAUGUUCCAUACGCGCAGCAAAUCAAUGGGUCCGCUAAUGCGAAUUAA
Molecule: messenger RNA, 768 nt
Organism: Aspergillus niger
Lineage: Eukaryota; Fungi; Ascomycota; Eurotiomycetes; Eurotiales; Aspergillaceae
Exons: 1
Coding region: 1-768 (255 amino acids)
Source: RefSeq, a predicted model, not a curated record